GACGCGCACGCACGCUCACCGCUUCAUUUAGUGUCAUAAAUAAAGCGGACACGAGACGUUUGGUCACUUUCAUAUCGAUGAAUAGACAUUCUUACAUUGUAUCUAUUAGUAUAUCUGAUUUAUUUUAUCGACUAUCACGUUCGUUCGUUCAUAUCAAUCAUGUAUACGUAUCUUUUUUAUCGCUUGCGUUAACGUGACCUCAUAUUUGAUAACGAUAAUUUUAUUAUAGUAUCAUUGUAAUUUCUGUAUCAGUGCUAAGCGGACCGUGAUUUACUGUUACAAAAUAUAAAAUAUUUAUUGUAAAAAUGUUUUUGUUGUUAAUUCUUUCGGCUAUAGUUAUUUUUUUCUUAACUGUGAAAAUAUAUCAGAAGUUUACAUGUCGUGUUUGUCAGUCAAGUGUUCAUAUGGUUGGAAAAGUAGUGAUAAUAACUGGUGGUAAUAGUGGAAUAGGUUUGGAGACAGCGAAGAAUCUGGCGGACCGUGGAGCACGUAUUAUUAUAGCAUGCCGAAGUGUCAAGCGAGCUCAGGAGGCUAAGGAAGAGAUAAUUAAGGCAACGGGGAAUAAAGACAUUGAAUAUCGACGCCUAGAUUUGGCAUCAUUUCGUUCUAUUCGGGAAUUCUGUGAAAACAUAUUGAAAACAGAGAAACGUUUAGAUGUUCUUAUAAAUAAUGCAGCUGCCGGUGGUCUUGGGAACUAUAAGACUGAAGACGGUAACCACGUGGGUAUGCAAGUGAAUUAUUUUGGACCAUUUCUGUUAACGAAUCUCCUGUUGCCACUUUUAAAAACCUCCGCACCGAGUCGAAUUGUAAAUGUAUCUUCGGUCAUUCAUAAAUAUGGUGAAAUGGACUUUGAAAAUUUAAACAUGGAAAAGUACUGGAGCGAUUAUUUGGUUUAUGCUAAUAGUAAAUUAUAUUUAAAUUUAAUGACGCUGGAGCUCAGCCGCAGAUUGAAAGGAACGAAUGUUACUGUGAAUGCUUUGCAUCCAGGUGUUGCAGCCACAAAUAUUUUCAGAAAUAUAAAGAGUGAUAUUAUUCGAAAUGUAGUAUUAGUUAUUUUAAAUUCUUUAUAUAAAAGCGUUUGGGAGGCAGCACAGACAUCGAUAUAUCUCGCUGUUUCGCCAGAUGUGCAAAAUGUGAGUGGUCGCUACUUUAGCAAUUGUCGUGAGAAAACGCCAUCUAAAUUGUCUAGAGAUUCAGAAAUUGCAAAGAAACUUUGGGAAGAGUCAGAAAAAAUUGUAAAAUACACGUUAAAUAUUAGCUAAUGCAUCGCUAUUAAAAAUUGUAGAUGCCAACAAAUAUGGACUAAGUCAGUAUUCCUAGUUCCUUAUGCUUAUCCUCGCAAAGAAGUUGAACUCUCUUUAGUUUUUUCGAGGUCAGUGAAUCGAUUUGCUCAUAUCCAUUAUUUGAAU
Vanessa tameamea is the source of this 1409-nucleotide messenger RNA. Its product is annotated as retinol dehydrogenase 14-like. Gene Ontology annotation, molecular function: oxidoreductase activity. Lineage: Eukaryota; Metazoa; Arthropoda; Insecta; Lepidoptera; Nymphalidae. The transcript has a single exon. Bases 306 to 1262 code for a protein of 318 amino acids. The record is from RefSeq and is a predicted model, not a curated record.